Cyclospora cayetanensis is the source of this 1593-nucleotide messenger RNA. RefSeq lists its product as uncharacterized. The record is from RefSeq and is a predicted model, not a curated record. The transcript is spliced from 7 exons. Bases 1 to 1593 code for a protein of 530 amino acids. Lineage: Eukaryota; Apicomplexa; Conoidasida; Eucoccidiorida; Eimeriidae. Gene Ontology annotation, molecular function: protein binding.
AUGGAAUUAUCCUCUCCAGCUCCGGGGCCUCUGGUGGACGAAGAGCCUCCGGGAUCGUCAGAAUCCCGGAGGGAGGGGCACCAGGAGGUGACCCUGGGUACUGUAUUAGCAACAGAGCGGAAAACACCACAGGCUGCCACCGCUUCUGUUGGUGUUCCUAGAGGAAGGGCUCUUAAGGACCUGCUGGCGCAGCAGAAGCGACAAGAGCAGCGGCAGGAGCAGCGGCAGCGCGAUGCAACUGGUGCGCGACAGCCAUUUCCAACGAGCUGCUCAGCAUGGGGAGCCAGAACGCGAUCCUCUGAUGUGGACUUCACGCAGCAGCCUCAGAGUCAAGAGCGAAUGCAGGAUCAGCCGCAGCAGAGACCGUGCAAAAGAAAGCCCACUACUGGCCCCUUUGUCGCUCAUCGAAUAGCAGAAGGCGAUGGCCUUCCCCGCUGCACGAAGCAAAGGGCAGAAGCAAGGAGUAACAGCCACCCUACCCCAGCACCAGCCUUAGCACCAGAUGGCGAAAAGACACAGAGCCUGCGUGCGUCUAAACGCCGUGUUGAGGAACUGAGCACCAGGCUGAAACAUCUGACUUAUCAGCGCGAGGCUGUUUCCGAGGCUCGUCGUACUUACGAAGAGGCAUGCAUGCUGCAGAGGCGGCAGCUGCUGGCCAUACAUUCUGAGAGAGAGAAGGCUUUGCUGCUUCUGCAGCGGCUCCUAGAGGAAUCUGCGGCUAAGGGUUUAGAAUUGCUCAGGGGAGUAAAUGACAAGCUGAUCGCCUAUGAGGUGAUAUGCUCAACAAAAACCCUUGACGACCCAUUAUUGGCUGCGCGUCUUCCCAAGGUUAGCAAUAAUUGUACACCCUACACCUCUUAUUUAAUAAAUCUGACUUCGAGUUGCUCGAUCUCUUUGAGCCUCUUUCGAGCCAUUCCUUGUCCGCGCGCGUUCCUGCAGCAUGAGACCGACCCCACGAGCGGCACCGGCAGCAGUAACGGCAGUGGUGAAAACAGCUGUCCUAGCAAAAGCGGCGAUUCUGAGAGGAUCGAGGUUGUUGCGGUGAAAGUCAUGGAAGUCGCGCUCACUCCGCGCACCAAGAAGAGAAAGCUCGCCAAGCUGGCACACUGGAGAGGUUAUACUGUGCGGUGUACUUUACGACGCGAGCGAUCGAUCCGAGCAGCCGCUGCUGCUGUCCUCAGCAAGUUGCAUGCAGCAGCUAUAGAUCUGCAGCGAAAGAUCCGGGGGCUCCUGCAAAGACGGGAGUUUCUAGAACACGUCAAGUCGACACAUCUGCUACCCCCGAAGAAAAGAGCAGCAGCCGUCGCUGUCCACCCCUUGCCCAAAACAGCGGCAGCAGCAACAACAGCCGCAACACCCCUUACAGCGCACCAGGCACGGCUCCAUCGGUUGCUGAACCGGACAGCGGAGCUGCUGCAGCGGUGGCAGCAACUGCGACUCUUGAACUGCAGAGACGAAGAAAAUAUGCUACAGAGCCUUCCCCAACAUAUAAGCACCAUUACGAGGCUCAGGUCCAAUCUGCAAAGCAUCCUGCCAAAGCCUAAUUUAUACAUGAGAACUCUUAUCUCCGAAAGGGCAGUAGACGACCCCUGA